UGGGGCCCCGCGUGUAUAAAGGGGGCGGCGCCGCCGCUGUCCAGGGUGCUGAAGGGCGAGACGCCGGCGAGGGCCGGGACCCCCCUUUAUCCGCGACACCCACCCCCGUCGGGACCCCCCAUUCACUGCGACCCCCCCAUCCGCACCGCACAUCGACCCCCCCCCCCACUGCGAUCCAGCCGCCCCCCCUCAGCCUGGAAGAAGUGGGGGGGUGAAGGGAGACACCCCGGAUCUGCAGAGACACCCCCCCCCCCGGAGCCGGCGCCAUGGCGGCCCCGGCGCGGCCCCUCCGCAGCGCCGCGCUGCUCCUCUCCAUCACCCUCCUGGUCCAGAGUCACCCCAAACCCUCCCCCCGGCCCCCCCCGACCCCGCCAUCGCCCGCUCCCCCCCACGUCUUGACCAAACGCUCGGCUCCUUUGGGGACCCACAACGAGGUGUUGAAAGACCUGGAAGAAUUGGGCCGGCUCCGGGCUGAAGCCAAACGGGAUCGGCAGCGGGAUCGGGAACGGGAACGGGACCGGGGCUGGCCCAGCUCCCGGCAGCUCCGGCAGCAGCAGAGCCUGGAGCACCGCCUGCUGGAGCGGCGCUACGAGGAGCUGGCCGAGAGCCGGCGACAGGCGGAGGCAGCGCGGAAAGCGGCCGCCGAGGAGGAGCGUUUGGCUGAUUUGGCCUCGGAUCUGCUCCUCCGGUACCUGCUCCGCGGACCCGGAGCCGCCGUAGCCGAGGACAAGAGGUCGGAAGAGGCUGAGCCCGAGGAGGGAGAUGGGAUCCCGUCGGAUGUCGGCGAUGGGUUGGAUGGGGGGUUCGAAGGAGAUGAAGGCGAUGAGGACAACGGGGGAGUGAAGGGAAAGGGGGGCUUUGAAGGCAAUGAUGGCUUUGAAGGCAACGGGGGCUUGGAAGACAACGAGAUCCUCCCGAGGGGCAACGAGAUGUUCUCAAGGGGCAACGAGAUGCUCUCAAGAGGCAACGAGAUGAUCCCAAGAGGCAACGAGCUCCCGAUGGGCUCCAAUGAGCUUCCGAUGGGCUCCAACGAGAUUCCGAUGGGCUCCAACGAGCUCCAGCCGCAGGAUCCGGCCGAGGUGGAUGACCUGGACCCCGGCACCAUCGACCAACUGAUCGAGCUCUCGAGCAAGCUGCACCUCCCCGCAGACGACGUGGUGGACAUCAUCCACGACGUGGAGCAGAAGCGCAAGCAAGAGGCGACCAUCGGGGCCCCCCCUCGCCUCAUCCGGCCCCCCCGGCCCCGAAGCCGCCCUAUUCCUAUCUCCAACCAUAUUCCAGGCCGGACUUUCCUGCCCCCUCCUCGCCGUCCCCCCCCGCCCCUGCGGGACCGGGAGCUGCAGCGGUACCUGGAGAGGGUUUUGGGGGGGCCCCCCCGAGGGUUCCCAUUGGGGGGGGGGCACAAACAGCGCCCCCCCCCCCCCUCAAUGUCACCCCCCCCCACACCCCCUUCAGCCUGCUCGGGUGUUGUGUGUCCGUCCUCCCCGUCCCCAUUGCUGAGCCCCCCCCCAAUGUCCUAUGACCCCCCCCCCCAGCCCCAGAGACCCCCAGUUCCCGCUCCAGCCCCCCCCGGCUCCAGCUCCAGCCCCGCAGUUCCAGCCCCCAAACCCCCCCAAUUCCAGCCCCAACCCCCCCAAUCCCCCCCAUUCCAGCCCUAGAGCCCCCCAAGUCCCCCCCAGUCCCCCCAGCGGGGGGGGUGUAAAUACCCCAUCACUGACUUUUGCUAUCGAAUAAAAGCGACUAUUUUAGUA
Strigops habroptila (Kakapo) is the source of this 1751-nucleotide messenger RNA. RefSeq names its product VGF nerve growth factor inducible (gene VGF). The transcript is spliced from 2 exons. NCBI's taxonomy places the organism in Eukaryota, Metazoa, Chordata, Aves, Psittaciformes, Psittacidae. Bases 267 to 1658 code for a protein of 463 amino acids. Gene Ontology annotation, molecular function: neuropeptide hormone activity. The record is from RefSeq and is a predicted model, not a curated record.